UAUGCGCAUUUAAAUUUACGUGUUCGGGUUUCUCCAAAUCUAGUCAGUCCUAGGACACUCUAGGAUUGACUGUUUCGUGUGUAAUUUAGUGCGCAACUAAUUUCACGCAAUUCUGAAACGUUAUAAAAUUGGUAAGCGGAACAAAGCUAAUAAUAUAUUUUUGAAGAACCUGGACAGACCUUGAACAUUACUUGUAAUUUAGUGAACAGUGAUACAGGUUAUGUUAUUAUUUUUUACCUCAACAAUUUACAAAAUUUAACAUUUAACGUCGGUGCAAUGGGAAAAACCAUUUUAUACUCAUUCUGGAAAAGUUCCUCUGCGUGGAGGGUUCGUAUUGCUUUGAAUUUGAAAGAAAUUCCUUACGAAAUAAUACCCGUGUCUCUGGUUAGAGAUGGCGGUGAACAACACGAAGAAAAUUUCAAGAAAAUUAACCCUAUGGAACAGGUUCCAGCAUUGCACAUAGAUGAAGUUACUCUGGUGGAAUCGUUAAACAUUAUGCAUUAUUUGGAAGAAACAAGACCACAAAAACCAAUAAUGCCUAAAGAUAUCAUACAAAGAGCCAAGAACUUGCUGCCUCUGCCAGCUGGUGCUAGUGCAGCUCUGGUGAAACCAACGAAAUACCAUUACUACCCUCACAAUCAACAUAUAUAUUUGCUACCGGAAUGUGCAAUACAACAGGUCUGUAAUGCAGUAUAUAUAAGACUUAACUGGACCCAGCCCUUAUGCGCCUGCCCUUCUAGAUACAGGGAUCCCUGUUCAGCCUCUCUGAACGCAGAUGAUCAGCAUACAACCGAGCUGAUGACUGACAAAAAUGCAAGGCGAGCUCUAACCUUGGUAAAAACCUGCGAGCCUACAGCUGAAAUGAGACUGUGUAGGUCACCAAGGGAUUGGUCACUUUUAGCAUUACAGAACAUACGUAGCGGGAAAUCACACUAUCUAGUUAUUUGUAGAUGUCCAGAGACAAGUAUACUGGAGGGUCCCAUGUCACAUGAUCAACCUACAUACGCCAGUGUUCCAGGAAUAAGGGUCUACGGAAUGAUGUGCGUAGAUGGGAGAAGGGACAGGCAAUCCAGGAUAUCCAGAGAGCUAGGCGCGCCCCAAUUCCCAUGGGACAAGGCUAUCGAACUAGCAAGAACGGCUAUAUGGGAUUAGUUUAGUUAUUUAAUUGAAAUUGAUAUUAUGUACUGCCCGAUUAUUUUGGAAUUUUCGUGAUUCGUAUUAAUCAUAUUUAUUAUUAUUUAUAUGUAGUUGUAGCUUAGAAAUGAUUGUACUGGACAGUACAACAAAAACGAUUUAAAUGUAAACGACACUUCUUCCGAUGCGAAAUUUUAAUACUUUGCGAGAUACAUUACUACGAAAACGUUGAGUUGUUACAUUUUUCGACUUAGAACUCAAGAAAAGUCGAUUUUUCUGGCUUGUUCAACUGGUUCUCGGAUGGUUUGUCAUAAAAUUAAAGAAACCAGAAGAAGCCUGCCAUCUAGUAUACCAUAGCACAACUAUUUUCUUGCUUUUUGCAUAGAUGCUACUGUAUCACAUAUGAUACAUUUUCAUUUCUGGAAAAAUAAAAAUCCCAAUUUGUUUUACAAUGAAAUAUUGAUUGUACGAUUAUAUAUUAAUUUUUUUCCUCUUUGGCAUGCGGUUAUAAUGUAAAAGGAUAUAAUUGGCAUCAGCGCAUCCGAUCGGCCGUGUUUCGCGUAGAACUUAGAGAUAGGAGAGGACACGCCUAGGGCUCAAAAGAGGAUUGCGCCGUUGCCGCUAUGUCGCUCUCAAUGCAUAGAUAUACCAAACAGAAAAAAAAGUUUUGUUCUAUAUAUCAAAAAAUACAUAAGCUGAACAACGGGUCAUUUGAGGAAGUGUUGCGUUUCUCGAAUAAAAGAUAAUAGGAAAUGAUAGUACAAGAGCGUCGUUAUUUUUAAGUCAUUAUUUAAAAUUUUAGUUUAUUAGAAAAUUUGUAACUUAGUAACUACGUAAGUAACUUAUUUCAUUAAAUAUCCACGUAAUGCCAUCUUGGUAGAAUAAAAUAGGAAAAUUAUAAUACUGUAUUAGGAUUUAAGUGUAUGAAGAGUGAAAUAAAUAAAAAUACUGAAAUAAAAA
Psylliodes chrysocephalus is the source of this 2094-nucleotide messenger RNA. Lineage: Eukaryota; Metazoa; Arthropoda; Insecta; Coleoptera; Chrysomelidae. The record is from the annotation of a GenBank genome assembly.